UUUUGACGGGAGGAAGGAGUAUCCGCCGAGAAUGAAGGAUGUCAACAAUGUCACGGAUGGAUUCUAGUGCCCGUGUCUCCGCACCACCAUGAUAAGCGAGGAGUUCGUGGCCGGGGCGAUGGCACCGGCGGUCCGGAGAGGAUGCUGGACCGCGUGGUGCCAAGUUAUUCUAUUCGCCGUGUCGGCUCUCGUGAUCGUGGCGGAGAGAACCGCGCUGCUGUACUGCGUGGGCUACUACCUGUGGGUGGGCGAGCGUCUGUGGGCGGCGUGGACGCUGGCGCUGCUGCUGCCCGGAGCGCUGGUGCAGGUGCUGAGCUGCUGGUGGUACCUGGCCGACGGGGAGCGCCGACGAUGCCUACUGGCCCUCACACACCUGCUGCACCUGGGCAUCUUCAAGAGGUUCUGGGACUGCAUGUCGUCGGUGUGGCACAUGCAGGGCUCGGCGGGCCAGCUUGGGGUGGCCGUGAUGCAGCAGGCCGACGUGGCGGGUCUCCGCCUGCUGGAGGCGCUGUUGGUCACGCUGCCGCAGACUCUGCUGCAGACCUACGUGCUGGUGGCCACUGACAUGGGUCUCACCUCGCCAGUGUCCCUGUGCUGCGGGACGUGCCUGUUUUCUCUGUCCUGGGCGCUGGUUCUGUUCAGCCGGGCAUGCUGUCUGAUCCGGCCGGGUCACCUGGCCAUGCCCCCUGCCGCCCUGCUAUGCCAGCUGCUGUGGAGGGCGGGCAUGCUGGGCGCCCGUGUCGCCAGCCUGAUGUUCUUCACCCGCGUCUUCGGCUGGUGGGUGUGCGGCGUCAUAGGGUUCCAUUGGGUGACCGCAUCCUUCUGGCUGAUGUCGCAGCAGACGGACAUCUGCUCUGGUCCGUGGCGCUGGCGCGUCUUUAACGGGACAUUGGCCGUCGUGCACGUCUUCUGCUUCCUCAACGUCAAGGACGGGCCUUCACGCUUCCGUAUGGCCGGCUUCUACCUGGUCAUGUUUCUUGAGAACGCCACCCUGAUGCUGGCAGCCUCGGACUUCCUGAAUGAGGCGUCGUGGGACAGCCUGACCGUCCCCACUGCUGUGCUCUGCAGUUUCCUGUCAGGCCUGACGUCUCUGGUGCUGUACUACCGGUUCCUGCACCCCAAGUCCACGGAGAUCUCUCUGGGCCUGCAGCACAUGGGCGCGGGCAGCCACAUGGGCAGCACGUGCCUGGACCUGGAGCGCGGCGAGUCCUCCUUCUCCCUAGGGGGCGACAAGAGCCUGCGGGCAGACCCCUCCUCCCUCCACCUGGCCUCCCACCCCAGCUUCUCUCUCUCGGGCAUGGCCGGCUCCCUGCUGGAGCCCCCGGCCAACUGUGUAGGGGGGAAAGGUGGGGGCGGCUGGGGGUACGGAGGGUGCAGGCACCACCACUGGCUCCUGGUGCGGCUGGCGCUGAAGACAGGCGACCCCGGGAGGAUCAACCGCGCCUACGGGGCCGGUGGGGUGGCGGCCAUGCUGGGCGUGGUUGCGUACCCGCCGGGGCUGAUGGGGGCCGAUGGGGGGGUCAUGGAGGGGGGGAUGCUGGGAAAAGGGCGAGGCGAGGAAGAGGAGGAGGAGGGGGCGAGGGAGGAAGAUCAGGCUCUGGCGCCGCUGUCGGACUGCAAGGAGGAGUUCCAGAGCGCCAGCGAGGACGAGCCCACGUCACGCGUGGACAGCGCUGGGCUCGCCGGUCUCGACGGCGAUGAUGAUGAUGACGACGAGGAGAGCCUGCCGAUGGAGAGCCCGCUUGAGUCGCCCGGGUCAGACUGCAAGCGCAGCUCGCCGGAGGGCAAGUCGGUGCUGGGCGACAGCCCCGAGCCGCGCUACUGCCCCACCGAGUCCAGCUCCACGCUCUACUUCAGCGCCGACCCGCAGUCGCCCAGCAGCGCCAGCAACCCGCGGCUGGACCGCGACACCACCGCCUUCGGCUUCGGGGCCGAGAGCCUGGCCGAGCUGAGCAGCCCGGUGGACAGCGAGCGCGGGGCCUCUGCGGGACCCUCUCUCACGGGGCCCCUGGGACGCCUGGGGCCCUGCUACAGCUCCACCCCCCGGCUGGACGGGGCGCACGGUGCGGCGGGACUGGGGGUGGGGGUCGGGACGGGGGCAGGGUUGGGUGGUGAGACCAGUUUUGGGAUCCCCCAUCUGAGUGGACCGCGGAGGCAGCUGGUGCUGUCCAGGCGAGGACUGGAAGAGGAUGCGGGCUUCUAA
Molecule: messenger RNA, 2203 nt
Organism: Alosa alosa (allis shad)
Lineage: Eukaryota; Metazoa; Chordata; Actinopteri; Clupeiformes; Clupeidae
Gene: xkr5a
Product: XK related 5a
Exons: 7
Coding region: 89-2203 (704 amino acids)
Biological process (GO): apoptotic process involved in development; phosphatidylserine exposure on apoptotic cell surface; engulfment of apoptotic cell
Cellular component (GO): plasma membrane
Source: RefSeq, a predicted model, not a curated record